Miniopterus natalensis is the source of this 807-nucleotide messenger RNA. It is a transcript of the gene NTS, whose product is annotated as neurotensin. Gene Ontology annotation, cellular component: axon terminus; extracellular region. Gene Ontology annotation, molecular function: neuropeptide hormone activity. Lineage: Eukaryota; Metazoa; Chordata; Mammalia; Chiroptera; Miniopteridae. The record is from RefSeq and is a predicted model, not a curated record.
CAAAGCACCUCUCAUACUUCAGUCACUUUCAAAAUCAGCUGAAGCUAAGGAGGCACUAGAGAGAGCUCCCCUUCAGCGUGCCUGACGUUUGUGAACUUGGCUCCCUAGGAAUCUGAAGGAGAUGAUGGCAGGAAUGAACAUCCAGCUGGUGUGCAUGAUCCUCCUGGCUUGCACCUCCUGGAGUCUGUGCUCAGAUUCAGAAGAGGAAAUGAAAGCAUUAGAAGCAGAUUUAUUGACCAAUGUGCACACAUCAAAGAUUGGUAAGGCAAGUGUUCCCUCUUGGAAAAUGACUCUGCUGGAUGUUUGCAGUCUGGUAAACAACCUGAAUGGCCAAGCUGAGGGGACAGGAGAGUUUCAUGAAGAGGAGCUUAUUACGAGGAGGAAAUUCCCCACUGCCUUAGAUGACUUUAGCUUGGAAGCAAUGUUGACCAUAUACCAGCUCCGAAAUAUCUGUCACAGCAGGGCCUUUCAACACUGGCAGUUAAUUCAGGAAGAUGUUCUUGAUAAUGGAAAUGACAAAAAUGAAAAGGAAGAAGUUAUAAAGAGAAAAAUUCCUUACAUUCUGAAACGGCAACUGUAUAAGAAUAAACCCAGAAGACCCUACAUACUCAAAAGAGAUUCUUACUACUACUAAGAGGAUAACUAUUUUAUUUCCAUGUGAACAUGACUUAUCAUUCUUUAAUUAAGUAUCAAAAUAUAUCUGUGUGGAAAUGUCUCUUCUACAAUUGUGGCUUAUUGGAUGUGAUUUUUCUGCAUUAAUAGAAAUUGGACUAAAUGUGUUCAAAUAAAUAUAGAUCUUGAGCAUGA